AAGGGGGUCUUGUGAUGGUUGGGCGGGUCACCGACAGCGCCGCUGUGUUCCCAACGCUCAGCCCAGUGUACUUGAGUUGUUUUGAAUGUGCGAGGCACCGACAGGAGGGGGGCAGAACUUGAACUAAAGAUGGCGGACGUAGAAGAUGAGAUACGGUCUGAACCCUCUUCCCUGCACCCCGCGGCGCCGCGAAACGGAACCGGUGUAGGUUCGGUGAGUGGUACCAGAGGCCAGAACAUAACAAUAAUGACGACUGGCCCGCGAAUGGUACGGAUUGUAAAAUCGGAAUCGGGCUAUGGGUUCAACGUUCGUGGGCAAGUAAGUGAAGGUGGACAACUGCGAAGUAUCAACGGGGAACUGUAUGCUCCACUGCAACAUGUCAGCGCCGUGUUACCUGGAGGAGCUGCAGAUCGAGCUGGCAUAUUGAAGGGCGACAGAAUAUUGGAAGUGAAUAGCGUGAGCGUGGAGGGGGCGACACACAAGCAGGUGGUGGACCUGAUCCGGGCGGGGGAGCGCGAGCUGGUCCUGGCCGUGCUGUCGGUGCCGGCCCACGAGGUGGAGGGGCUGGAGCCCGGCGAGGAGGGCGGCACCCCCCCCAGCUACGACUACAGCGACCGGCAGGCCGUGCCCAUCUCCAUCCCCUCCUACAAACACGUGGAGCAGCACACGGAGAGGUUUGUGGUGUAUAAUGUGUACAUGUCAGGCAGGCAGCUGUGCUCGAAGCGCUACCGCGAGUUUGCCAUCCUGCACCAGAACCUCAAGAGGGAGUUCAGCAACUUCAACUUCCCCAAGCUGCCCGGCAAGUGGCCCUUCUCCCUGUCCGAGCAACAGCUGGACGCACGCAGGAGAGGUCUGGAGGAGUACCUGGAGAGAGUGUGUUCCGUGCGGGUGAUCGGCGAGUGUGAUAUCAUGCAGGAGUUCCUGACUGAAUCAGAUGAGAACUACAACGGCGUGGCAGAUGUGGAGUUACGUAUUGCCCUGCCAGAUAAGACAACCAUCUCCGUUCGGGUGCGCAAGAACAGCACAACUGACCAGGUGUACCAGGCACUGGUGAUGAAGGUGGGCAUGGACAGCAUCAUGGCUAGCUACUUUGCCCUCUUUGAGGUCAUCAACCAUACUUUUGUGCGUAAGCUGGCCCCUAAUGAGUUCCCCCAUAAGCUGUAUGUGCAGAACCUGACGUCAGCCGUGCCGGGCACCUGCCUGGCCCUCCGCAAGUGGCUCUUCAGCGUCCAGGAGGAGGAGCUGCUGCAGGACAACCCACUCGCCCUGCACUACUGCUUUCACCAGGCACAAGACGACGUGAAGAAGGGCUUCAUAAAGGCUGAGGAUAAAUCCUACCAGCUUCAGAAGCUCGCAGAACAGCGCAAGAUGGCUAUGUAUUUGAGUGUGUUGCGGUCGUGUGAGGGCUACAAUGAGGUGGCGUUCCCGCACUGCUCAUGUGACUCGCGGAGGAAGGGUCAUGUGAUUGCAGCCAUCAGCACCCUGCACUUCAAGCUUCACGCCUGCACAGAGGAUGGAACCCUAGAGAACCAGGUGAUUGCGUUUGAGUGGAAUGAGAUGCAGCGCUGGGACACAGAUGAGGAGGGCAUGGCCUUCUGCUUCGAGUACGCCAGAGGGGAGAAGAAGCCACGCUGGGUCAAGAUCUUCACACCUUAUUUUAACUACAUGCACGAGUGCUUUGAGAGGAUCUUCUGUGAGCUCAAGUGGAGGAAAGAGGUUGAAGAGGAGGCGUCAGACCAGGACAAUAAGAACUGCAGUAAUAAUGAGUAUCUGUCUCCCCUGGAGCAACCCCAGGGCUGGAGGCAUGUCGGGGGAGAGAUCGCCACUUCUUAAGGGCUCCACAAGUGAGCAGGAGACCCACACGCUCACACACACACACACACACACACACACACAUACACACACACACAUUUGCACACAGACACACACACACACAUACACACACACACACAAACACAUAACGCCCCCAUCAGCCAUCCCACACCACUCCCCACUCCAGUGUCUCACACAAACACACACCGAAACACACGCAUCCCACUUCACCGCAGGGCUACUACAGCAAGGACCCAGAAGACUAAGUCUAUGUUGUCGAUGGUGGUUGACGAAGAAGACGAGGAGGAGGAGGAGGAUGAAGAUGGUCGUCAAGAAUAGAUGCUCAUGCCAUUCGUAGAUGACACUUGAUGAUACUCUCAACGCAUCACCAGGGGCGGGACUUUGGCUGUUAUUAUGCCACGCCAUUGAUUGAAGAGGAAGAACAGCAGGACUGUGAUUGGUCAGUGUUGCCCAGGUCUGAAUGAGUAUUGGUUAAAAACGGGUGAGGAAUUGUGGACUAUGCUCAGUGUUGCAUUUGACAAAAUGGUAUAAGGGCAGCAACAUGCCAGCUGAUUGACUGUCAGGGGCCAGUGUUAUAGUAUGAUUGGUCAGAACCUAAGUAUUUCACAUGCUGCUAGUUUGAUUGACUGACAGCAGAGAAGGGGCGGGGGGCGGAUUUCAAACGGAUAUCUUAUCCACUAACUCCUGUCUAAGAUGAAACUAGAAGAGUUUUUUUUGUUUUUAUUUUGGAAAGUGCUUAGCAGACAGACACACAUACUUCCUGCCAGUAAUGGUCUCCAAUGGCAACUAAAACUCAAAGCACCGGUCUGGCAACAAAAAGCAGAUUUGGUGAUGGGGAUUGAAGCAAAUAAAUAAAAAGAGGAAAAGUUAUAUUAUUAAAUAAUGUAUCUUAAGAGAAUUUUAUCUCUGAAAACUAACCCCAGUCGAAAGGUCUCCAGUUAAGCAGGCACUCGUCAAACUAUCUAUGACUCCCAGUCAGUAAAGCCUUACAGGAAGAGGUGUUACCCUGCACUUACCAGAUUUGUGUGUGUGGGGGGGGGGGGGGG
Messenger RNA from Sardina pilchardus (European sardine), 2879 nucleotides. RefSeq names its product sorting nexin 27a (gene snx27a). Gene Ontology annotation, cellular component: early endosome. Gene Ontology annotation, biological process: intracellular protein transport; signal transduction; endocytic recycling. Lineage: Eukaryota; Metazoa; Chordata; Actinopteri; Clupeiformes; Clupeidae. The record is from RefSeq and is a predicted model, not a curated record. Gene Ontology annotation, molecular function: phosphatidylinositol-3-phosphate binding; protein binding.